Trichoderma citrinoviride is the source of this 2496-nucleotide messenger RNA. RefSeq lists its product as hypothetical. The transcript has 2 exons. The record is from RefSeq and is a predicted model, not a curated record. Bases 1 to 2496 code for a protein of 831 amino acids. NCBI's taxonomy places the organism in Eukaryota, Fungi, Ascomycota, Sordariomycetes, Hypocreales, Hypocreaceae.
AUGGUGUCCUUCUUUGGCCUCCGAUUCGGCAGCGACAAGAAAAAGUCGCCGAGCAAGCAGUCCGACAAGAAGCAGCUUUCGCCGCCGCCGCAGCCAACAACCCGACGAUGGAACACCGAUGGCCAAGUCAACCCGAAUGAGAGCUUCAAAUUCCCGAGGCCACAACAGCCGCCGCGACCAGGCACCUCCACCUCGACAAAGCGCAAUUCGACCUGGCGCGCGACCUUUAAGGGCAUCCCUGCAGCAUCCUCCAUGGUCGACCUUUCGGUACCUCGGAAACCGAGCGAGACCAGUUUGCGCCAUGGAAUUGACGGCAGUACUAGCUUCAAGCCCUGGAUGAAGAUGAACGCGAGCAUGACCAAUCUUGCCGUACCGGAUCCUUUUGGCGUCGACGGCAGCCGUCGGCCGGGAAUGCCGUCACCCCCUCCUGGUUCCAAGGGGUCGGAGUGGGUGAAUCCUUUGGAUGUUCAUUUCAGCAAAAAGCCUGGAAGCGUCUCGAAAUCAAUGAGUCGCUCGGGAAGCGGUAGCACCCAAGCAGCGGGGAAUAAGAGCCCGCUGAGCCAACCUGACGCGAAACCUCUGCCGGAACCGCAGCCGGAGCCAACACCAAACGAUUCGAACAGUUUGGAUGAGUUUGCCGAUUUUGGGGAGCCUGGGCCUGAUGUUGGAAUCCGUGGAUCGGGAUACGCGGGCUAUCCAUCUCCGCCUCAGUCAGUCGAAACCGAAGACCAGUGGCCUCCUUUGACCUCGCCAGGCGGAGACACUGGUGCAGAGUCGGACGAAGAGACCGACUUGGAAGCAGCGGCAGACAUGGAGUACGAGGAGCCAGACGACAAAGCGGACACUUAUGAACCGCCAAGCCAGUUCAUUCCCCCGGGAUUUGCCACUGGAUACGGCCCUGCGAUGCUGCCCAGCCCAUCCUCGUCCAUGUCGCGCAAAAGCGAAGACAAGCGGGCCUCGCCGGUCAUUCGAAAUGUCCAGGCGAAGCGAGACACGCUGACCUUUCUGUCCCCGCGGAGGAGGAGCUUCACCAUGGCCAUUGAGGCGGCAGACCUGGAGAAGCACCGACAGCAACAGCAUCCGGUGGAGGGCCUUGCCGGCAACUUUUCCGAUUUCGACUUUGGCGACGAGGUGACCAAGCAGCGCGCCGUGGCUGUAGGGACGCUUGACUUGGAGUUGGUGGAGAGCCCGAUUCAGAUGAAGGGACCACAUCCGUUCAGGGAGGUCCAGAAUGCUGAAGAUGAGGACGAGGACGAACCCAUGGACGCUCAGAAUGCCAGGGCUGGAGAAGAUGCCGACGAUGCUGCUAGUGAUGGCUUAACCGAGCCAAGUGAGACUGCGUCUUAUGCCUCGCCUAUGGCGUCCCCCGCUGCCUCUCCUAUGGCCUCUCCCAUGGCCUCGCCAGUGGCAUCACCUGCUGCAAGCCCGCAGCCAUACCAGGCCCGAAACCAAGCGCCAUAUCAAUAUCAGACGCGACGACAGCCAGACGAGCGAGGCGGCAGCCCUCAGCGCCUCAAGGUGGCCAUACCCGACGAGGACUGGGAAACUCCGUCGAUGAAUCAGCACCAACCGCUGCCUUCGCCCUCCGCCGUUUCGGCCGGCAUCGAAAGCCCUCGGCAAAUCAUCCGAAGACCGUCCCAGGCGAAUAUCGAAUCCCCAGUCGCUCUCGGCCCAGACUUGAACUCGUUUGCGCCCUCAACGCCCCAGGGCUUCAACACGCGCAUGACCUCUGAUUCGCGCGCCCGCGGUCCUCCUCAGCCCCUGCAACCCAUGCCCCCGGCUCCAUUCUCUAGCCUCAUGUCGCGGAUGGAGACGCCCACACAGAGUCCACGCAGCCCGUUUGGACCUGCCGUAGAUGACGACAACUACAUGCGCUCGCACGAGGCGCCUCGGCCGCCGAUCGACCGCGUGCCCCUGAGCCCCUUUGCUUCUCGAACGCCCAUGGAAGGAGAGUUUCCCAUCAUGAAAGGCCUUCCCCGAGGACGACAACCUCUUCGUCCUCCCAUGGCAAUCGGCGAUUCUCCAGAGACACGAUCCGACAGUCGGAGCCCUCGAGCCUUUGGCAAGUGGGGAGCCUUUGGCCGUGACCGAUCAGAGACACGGGGUGCCCCGGUGCUCCCGCGAAGCCCCCGGGGUCAGCGGCCGAGUUCGCCGAGCUGGUCUCUUUCCACGCCCACGUCGGACGUGGCGCCACGGCUUCCCAGCCCGACGUUUCCCUCGCUGGAGAAGGCCAUCUCGGCCUCGAGCGAGGACUUUGCCAAGUCGUUUGAGCUGUCGUUUGAUGCGCCUCAGCCAUCGCCUCUUGCCAAUGAAUUCACCCUUGACGAUUCGCCGAGCCCGGCCAUGAAACCGAGUCCCGUCAUCCGUGUUGAAGCGAAGAGAGCUCCCCCACGACCAACGCCUUCGCCCAUCAACCUACCGCCAUCACUCAUGAGGGACAAGGGCCCAUUGACGCCAAACAGCGUGUAUUCUCCUUCGGGAUCGACCUUUAUCUAA